Molecule: messenger RNA, 1848 nt
Organism: Trichoplusia ni (cabbage looper)
Lineage: Eukaryota; Metazoa; Arthropoda; Insecta; Lepidoptera; Noctuidae
Product: TD and POZ domain-containing protein 5-like
Exons: 3
Coding region: 79-1122 (347 amino acids)
Biological process (GO): regulation of proteolysis; proteasome-mediated ubiquitin-dependent protein catabolic process
Cellular component (GO): cytoplasm; nucleus
Molecular function (GO): ubiquitin protein ligase binding
Source: RefSeq, a predicted model, not a curated record
ACAUCGGCGUCGGCGCCGGCUGAGACGUGCGUGCCAGCAAUCUAUGAAGAAUCGAAGACCGCAGGAUCCGGCUUCAUAAUGGAUCUCUCGACACCGCCUGUUUCUCCUGAAGACGAAAAAUCUAAGACUACCUAUGGCUGUGUGUCAGGUGUUUUCACUUGCCAAACUACAGAUGCCUCUAAGCUGUGCGUUUAUGAUGCCUUAUGCAAGCUAAAAGAUAAUGGAGACUUUGAUAUAGGCGGCACCUACUGUGAAACAGAACCUGAGUUCUGGUUCUUUAUAACAACAUCAUCAUGCCAUGGAAAUAAUCAUUUAAUGAACUUAUUUGUGUGCCACAGAAAAACUGGAGCUUUCUCCAUAGAAACAUCAAAUUCCAACACAUUGGUACAAAAAGUGGCACCUGAUGAUGAUGUGCCUCAUCUGUUACUUCCUGAGACAUUUACCUCAUAUAUGUUUAGAUCAACCAAACCAAAUCAGAACUUUUUCAUUAAGACAUUCUGCUUUAACGACCUAGAACGCUUCAAUUCAUCUUGUACACUGAUAGUACCAAUUAAGAUAAAUGUCAACCCAAAGUUUGUGUUGAAUAGUAAUGUAGUCAAGUCUAUAAAGCUCCAACAUGAUUUGAGUGGACUUCUGACAAAGCAAGAGACCACAGACUUUGUUCUAGAGUCUGGUAGCCAUAAGAAGUUCCAGGCGCACAAAAUACUGUUGGCCGCACACAGUCCUGUGCUCAGAAAUAUGAUUAAGAAUAGCAAUGUUACCUCUUUGUUUAUUGACAUAAGUGAUGUCGACAUGGAAUUGCUCUUAGAAUUUAUAUAUACAGGCACAAUCAAGGAUGUGAUGAAGCAAGACUGCCUGAAGCUGUUGGACAUAGCAGAUAAGUUCCAGCUAAAACAGCUGUUUGCACUCACACAACAUGUCAUUGGUGAUCAAAUCUGUGUGAAUAAUGCUGUUGAGAUGGCAGUGAUAGCCAAGAGAUAUAAACUUGAGGAUUUACAGAAGAAAGUAUUUGCUUAUAUUGCAAAUCACCCGAAAGUGAUGGAGACUGAAGCUUGGAAUGACCUGACUGAUGUGGAACUGACCAAGUACUUGUUCCGGUACACUCGUUCUAUGAAAGAUUGAUGUUGCAAGAAGAAAGCAAACUUGAAACGAGUACAAUAUUAAUGUGUUAAAAACAUAUUGUUUCAGUGCUUUUUGAGAUUCAGUAGGAAAGUGUCAGCAUAAAUUUGUAAAUAUGUAUUGCUUAAAGUUACUGAUUAAGUAUGUAAUGACUGUCUUAAUUAUAGGGCUGUUUCCAAAUACCAAUGCCACAAAUUACAAUUUUAGUGUACACUUAAAAUAGUUUAAGAGUAUUUAUCUUGAGAUCCUACGGGAGUGGAUUAUUCUAGACAUUUCACUAAUGUUGUCUCAUGUAUAAUACACUUCUAAUAAUGUAGCUUCUUGGAAAACAAAGUAAUUUAGCAGGUUUACUUGAAAUAUGGAUAGUUCAUACUGCAGUAAUGCACAGUAUAUUUAUUUUUUGUAAUAUUCUAAUCAUGAAAAUGCUCGACUAACACAGCUAAAUCAAUUUAAGGAGAUUUCUCUAUUCAAUGGAAUGUGAUUCAUGAAGGAACAUUAGACAGGCAGAGGUAGAUGGAACAUGGUAAAGGUCUGUGAUAGUAGUCCGAGCAUAAUAUAUUAUCUAUGUAAAUAAAAGAGUAAAUCUUUUAGGUGCUGUGACCACACCUUCACAAUAAAAAACAAAUUAUGUUGUUUAUAAACUAACAUAUGUAAUAUUAUGUGGUUAUAGUAUUUAUUGCAGUGAAAAUGUUUGUUAUUUUCGGUGUAUUCAAUUAUAAGGAAGAUUUU